AUGCUUCGACAAUUUCUGGAUCGUGGACUCUCCGAGACCGGUCUCCGGGCUCUCGGCAGAUGCCACCUCGAUGUCAAGUUACUAUGCCUCCAGCGUUUCGUGCGCAUGUUCGCGUACGGCGCGACGACCCUGCAGCUAGUAGCGUACUUUGAACUACUCGGCUUUUCAGCGACGCGCAUAGGCCUGUUCAUGGCAUUCACUCUGGUCGGGGAUGUCUGCAUCAGUCUGGUCCUCACCUCCAUCGCCGAUGGCGUAGGGCGCAAGGCGGUGCUUGCUGUAGGGGCCGCUCUGAUGGCCGUCAGCGGUGUCGUUUUCGCAAUCUGCAGCAAUUUCUGGGCGUUACUGGCCGCUGCUGUCGUAGGAGUCAUAAGCCCAAGUGGCAAUGAGAUUGGGCCUUUCCGCGCCGUCGAAGAGAGCAUCGUCGCGCAUCUGACCGUCGCUGAGGACAGGAGCGAUGUGUAUGCCUGGUACAGCCUCAUGGGAGCCGCUGGAACGGCGUUUGGGGCAAUGACGAGCGGCUGGACGGCGCAGUACUUGACGACGAAGGCCGGCUGGGAGCUCGAGCGCACGUAUCGCGUAGUCUUCUAUGCAUAUGCGGCGCUGGGUGUGUUCAAGUUUGUCCUGGCAUUACUACUAAGCCGUGAUACGGAGGCAGAACAGGACGAAGCUAGGGUCUCUGAGGAGGAGACUGUCCCCAUUCUGGGCGAACGACCGGCGAUGAGACAAGUCGACGUCAAGACUUGGCGGUCAAAGGUGGUUCCUCGGGUCGAGAAGGAGAGCCUGCCUGUGGUCAUCACCUUGUGUGUCCUGUUUGCGCUUGACUCCUUCGCAUCGAGCCUGACUCCCCAAUCCUGGAUUGCCUUCUUUUUCCGUUGGAGAUUCAAGGUGGAUGAUGGAACCCUGGGGUCUCUGUUCUUCACAACGAGCUUCUUGGCCGCAGUCACAACUCUGGUCGCGUCUUCUAUAGCCAAACGAAUCGGCAACCUGAACACAAUGGUCUUUACUCACCUGCCCUCAGCCAUCUUCACCGCGCUCAUCCCUCUACCGCGAGAUGCCAACACGGCCAUCGCCUUCCUGAUCCUUCGCGCGCUGACGCAAUCCAUGGACGUCGCUCCGAGAGCCGCCUUUCUCGCGGGUGUCAUCUUGCCCAAAGAACGCACUGCUGUAAUGGGGCUCAUCAACGUGUUAAAAACCGGCGUUUCGAGCGUCGGCCCAGUGGGAGUGGGAAUCUUGGUGGACAAGAACCUUUUCUGGGUCGCUUUUGUGGGCGCGGGAUGUCUCAAGGUCGUUUACGAUCUUGGCUUGCUGGUUUGCUUCCGCAAAAAUGAGCGAGAGCAAAAUGAUGAAGCGGGAGGAAGUGCUUAA
This is a messenger RNA of Colletotrichum orchidophilum, 1365 nucleotides long. RefSeq lists its product as uncharacterized. Bases 1 to 1365 code for a protein of 454 amino acids. Lineage: Eukaryota; Fungi; Ascomycota; Sordariomycetes; Glomerellales; Glomerellaceae. Gene Ontology annotation, cellular component: fungal-type vacuole membrane. Gene Ontology annotation, molecular function: transmembrane transporter activity. The record is from RefSeq and is a predicted model, not a curated record. The transcript is spliced from 4 exons. Gene Ontology annotation, biological process: transmembrane transport.